AUGGCUCUUCUUGAGCAACGGAUUACUGAUCUUGAGCGAGUGAUUAGCUCCUCCGCCGCAACGACCAAGAAGAAAACACGAGUGCGCAACGUUAUAAGCAGCUGGAACGAACAGCAAGGCCGCAAUGUCGAUCAGGACGUCGAUGCUCCCACGGCAAAGGGCGAUAAAACCCAGGAUAUUGCUUUUAUAUUCCGGACUGUGAUGAGAAUGAAUGAGAAGACUAAGCCCGCAUAUUCCGAGAUAGAUGUCGAGUCGCAGGGGCUACGUGACCUGCUCAGGAGCGUCAUCGGAGAUUAUCCUGGUCAAAGCUUCGACGGCACUAGUGUCUAUAUACCCGGUCCUUUUCAGGCUGUGGUGCACUAUUGGGAAGAGCUGAGGGCGGAGAUAGGACCGAAGGAAGGGGACAACGAGGAGAAGAAGCAGGCCCGCGAAGACCUGGACGAGAUGAUGAAUUCCAUCCGCGCCUCGGCGGAACUGGAGUCCUACUUCAAGACCCGCGAGUCAAACAUGGAUACGGGCGUCAUCACUUACGAGUUCCUCUGGACCAUCUUCCGGCCGAAGACCAAAGUCUUCGCGAAGCCUUUCUUGAACCUCCCGCAGAUAUUCGACGUUCCAUACUCUCCCGACCCCUAUGAGCGACGGAAAGUUUCGAUCCCGUGCUGGUGCUACGAUUACAACGGCAAAUCACAGGUCAAAACUUAUUACGAGUUCGACAUUGAGCAUUUCCGUGGCACAAAGGACAUCAGCAGCCUCUUCUGCUACCCGAUCAAUUAUCUCAAAGAGGAGGACGGCCAGCUGGAAGUGCUUCAGGAGAGAUUAAUAAAACGAGGCGAAAAGUUUAUGGAAUUGUGCACUGUCGAGAAAGGUUCCAAGCAGAUGUCUGAAUAUAAUGACGUUGUCUUACUCGCAAGCGGGAGCCUUUCGAGGUCGCUGGUCCAAGAUGUGAGGCCUAUCAAAGAACACCUGCAGGACAAAUCCGUCAAGGGUAAAUUCAUCGUCGACGCAGGCGCCUUCCUGCAGCACGGAUCUCGCAAUGGCUCUUAUCCGCUAGGAAGGUACACCAGCGUGGAAGUGGAAGAUCCCAUUGAAAAACCAGAGAGCUAUGACGUCGCGAGUAAAGAACAGGAAAGGGACAAAUACCUUCUGUGCCCUCCGCGGGUCCUGGGCUACUCGACCCAGCAAAAGAUUUGGGGCCAGUUCAAAGUCGACGCAGUGCAACGAGUUGAGCCGGUGAAGAUCAAGACGGCGUUCGACACAGAUCUGCAGUUGCACCGGGAAUAUAAAGACAUAAUCAAGGCGCUGGUGGAGAAUCAUACCAAGACAAAUGAUUCCAAAAGCAGCCGCAACGACAUGGAUGUGAUCGAGGGCAAGGGUCGCGGUCUCGUCAUUCUCCUUCACGGGCCUCCGGGCGUAGGAAAGACCUUGACGGCAGAGACCAUUGCUGAAGCUACUGGGAAGCCGCUUCUGGUCGUCAGCGUGGCUGAAAUUGGCCUGAAUGCCUCCAAGGCAGAAAAUAAUCUCGAGCGUAUGUUUCACCUCGCUGGCGCAUGGGAGGCCAUUCUCCUUGUGGAUGAGGCAGACGUUUUCCUCGAGUCUCGUAUGAGCACGGGUGAUCCGAAUCGGAAUGCUCUCGUCUCCGUCUUGCUGCGUGUUCUCGAGUAUUACGAGGGAAUCAUGAUUUUGACCACGAAUCGAAUCACGUCGCUCGAUAUCGCAGUACAGUCGCGUAUCCACCUCGCUAUCCGCUACGAGGACCUCACCAAAGCGCAGAAGAAGCAGGUCUUCAGCAGUUUCCUGAACAAGCUCCAAGAGAAGAACGAGAACAUCAUCUCGCCUUCCAACCGAGAGAACAUCGAUGAUUGGGUCGAAGAGAUCGGCUCAGAGCAAAAGCUCAACGGCCGCCAGAUCCGAAACCUGGUCAACAGCGCCCAUGCGCUCGCGUGCAGCAAUGGACAGGGUGGGAGCUUGCGUAAAGAACACUUCAAGAAGGUUUUGUCGAUUACGAGGGAGUUCCAAGAGCAGCUAGAAGGGUUAACUAGAGACCGUCGGGCAGACAACGAGGUGGACCGACGCACGAGGUAA
Molecule: messenger RNA, 2082 nt
Organism: Penicillium riverlandense
Lineage: Eukaryota; Fungi; Ascomycota; Eurotiomycetes; Eurotiales; Aspergillaceae
Product: ATP-binding protein
Exons: 4
Coding region: 1-2082 (693 amino acids)
Molecular function (GO): ATP binding; ATP hydrolysis activity
Source: RefSeq, a predicted model, not a curated record